AUGGCCACAUCCUCGUCACAGCCAGCAGAUGCGCCGCCAUCUUAUGAACUAGCAACCGGCAGUUCCUCAGAACCGAAACCCCUUCGCCGUGUCUCUACUGACGGCCCUGCUUCACGGACAGCGCGAAACGGUAUCCCACCUGAACACCGCCGCUCAAUGGAAGAUGAAAAUCGCGAUCUCCCUCCAGGAUGGGUUCGACAAUUCGACCCCACAGAACACCACCAAUUCUUUGUUGACACCAAGGCCAACCCACCCCGGAGUAUCUGGACGCAUCCCUACGACGACCCGGACUUCCUCGCCACACUGAGCCCAGAAGAGCGCAAGAAAUAUAGCCGCAUGCACCGCAGCGUAACACUCGAGGACAUCACGGCCGAGAGCAGCGACGACGAAGAUCACCACCACCCCAAGCUCCCUCCCCGCACGAAAGCCGCUGGUGGCACCUCACAUGCAUCGUCUUCCGACCAGCCAACCGGCAUACACAAGUUCACCCGCAAGAUGAAGGACAAGCUCACGGACAGCACGCACGAGCAGCGUCAGCGACAGCGUAGCCAGCGCGAAGAAGCAGAGCGAAAAGCGUACCAGGCGCAUAUGCAGGCCAGAAAGGCAAUGGCGCGCGCAAUGGAGACAGGGCAGCCGCAAUUCUUGUGCAAGGAUCAGCAGGGUCGCGACGUGUUCAUCGAACCACCGGGCGGUCCUGGUGGCUACGGUUAUGGGCCGCAGGGAGCGUACGGGUACAGUCCUUACGCACAAGGUCCUUAUGCAAAUCCUAAUGCCAGGUUUGUUCGCCCAAGUGGACCGUAUGGGAGGCCUUAUGGCUAUGGUUAUGGUGGUGGCAUUGGGGCGCCUGUCGCGGCGGGGUUCCUGGGUGGUGCGCUGCUUGGUGGGCUAAUGUUCUAA
Molecule: messenger RNA, 897 nt
Organism: Didymosphaeria variabile
Lineage: Eukaryota; Fungi; Ascomycota; Dothideomycetes; Pleosporales; Didymosphaeriaceae
Exons: 1
Coding region: 1-897 (298 amino acids)
Source: RefSeq, a predicted model, not a curated record